Staurois parvus is the source of this 337-nucleotide messenger RNA. The record is from the annotation of a GenBank genome assembly. Lineage: Eukaryota; Metazoa; Chordata; Amphibia; Anura; Ranidae.
AUGCAGAUUGCUUCUACAAACAUUUGUGAAAGAAUGGGUCACUCUCAGGAGCUCAGUGAAUUCAAAUGUGGUACCAUGAUAGGUUGCCACCUGUGCAAUAAGUCCAUCCGUGAAAUUUCCUUGCUAGUAAAUAUUUCACGGUCAACUGUUAGUGGUAUUGUAUCAAAGUGGAAGCAACUGGGAACAAAAGCAACUCAGCCAUGAAUUGAGCGGGGUCAGCGCAUGCUGAAAUGCACAGUGCGCAGAAGUUGCUGACUCAAUAGCUAAAGACCUCAAAACUUCAUGUGACCUUCAUAUUAGCACACAAACAGAGUGUAGAGAGCUUCAUGGAAUGGGU